Coregonus clupeaformis (lake whitefish) is the source of this 1820-nucleotide messenger RNA. RefSeq lists its product as uncharacterized. The transcript is spliced from 3 exons. The record is from RefSeq and is a predicted model, not a curated record. NCBI's taxonomy places the organism in Eukaryota, Metazoa, Chordata, Actinopteri, Salmoniformes, Salmonidae. The coding region runs from base 1 to 1335 and encodes 444 amino acids.
AUGUAUCUCGAGACACAAAAUAAUCAGGCCUCUGUGUUUACAGGAGGGUUUGGUAACAUCAGCUCUGUGUAUACAGGAGGGUUUGAUAACAUCAGCUCUGUGUAUACAGGAGGGUUUGGUAACAUCAGCUCUGUGUAUACAGGAGGGUUUGGUAACAUCAGCUCUGUGUAUACAGGAGGGUUUGGUAACAUCAGCUAUGUGUAUACAGGAGGGUUUGAUAACAUCAGCUCUGUGUAUACAGGAGGGUUUGGUAACAUCAGCUCUGUGUAUACAGGAGGGUUUGGUAACAUAAUCUCUGUGUAUACAGGAGGGUUUGAUAACAACAUCUCUGUGUAUACAGGAGGGUUUGGUAACAUCAGCUCUCUGUAUACAGGAGGGUUUGGUAACAUCAGCUCUGUGUAUACAGGAGGGUUUGGUAACAUCAGCUCUGUGUAUACAGGAGGGUUUGGUAACAUCAGCUCUGUGUAUACAGGAGAGUUUGGUAACAUCAGCUCUGUGUAUACAGGAGGGUUUGAUAACAACAUCUCUGUGUAUACAGGAGGGUUUGGUAACAUCAGCUCUCUGUAUACAGGAGGGUUUGGUAACAUCAGCUCUGUGUAUACAGGAGGGUUUGGUAACAUCAGCUCUGUGUAUACAGGAGGGUUUGGUAACAUCAGCUCUGUGUAUACAGGAGAGUUUGGUAACAUCAGCUCUGUGUAUACAGGAGGGUUUGGUAACAUCAGCUCUGUGUAUACAGGAGGGUUUGGUAACAUCAGCUCUGUGUAUACAGGAGGGUUUGGUAACAUCAGCUAUGUGUAUACAGGAGGGUUUGGUAACAUCAGCUAUGUGUAUACAGGAGGGUUUGGUAACAUCAGCUCUGUGUAUACAGGAGGGUUUGGUAACAUCAGCUCUGUGUAUACAGGAGGGUUUGGUAACAUCAGCUCUGUGUAUACAGGAGGGUUUGGUAACAUCAGCUCUGUGUAUACAGGAGGGUUUGGUAACAUCAGCUCUGUGUAUACAGGAGGGUUUGGUAACAUCAGCUCUGUGUAUACAGGAGGGUUUGGUAACAUCAGCUCUGUGUAUACAGGAGGGUCUGGUAACAUCAGCUCUGUGUAUACAGGAGGGUUUGGUAACAUCAGCUCUGUGUAUACAGGAGGGUCUGGUAACAUCAGCUCUGUGUAUACAGGAGGGUUUGGUAACAUCAGCUCUGUGUAUACAGGAGGGUUUGGUAACAUCAGCUCUGUGUAUACAGGAGGGUUUGGUAACAUCAGCUCUGUGUAUACAGGAGGGUUUGGUAACAUCAGCUCUGUGUUUUACUUUGGACCCAGAUGUUUGAUGAAAGACUCAAGUUUAUGAGAGUAUCACGUCUUGAUGACUUCUGGUGAGAACUUUUAAUUGUGUUUUAUCAAUCUUUAUUUUAUUUAUGGAUUGGACAUGUGCAUGAGAAAUGUUUGUGUUAGGUGUGUCAUAUUACGAGUGGCAUGAACAGUCAGAUCUAACCAGAAAUGAAACAAAAAGAGGAUAGUGUACAAACAUGAAACUUUAGUUGUAGACAGAAGUUAGUAGUCCUACUUGGAAAACAUACAGCACAAUAAAUACCAUCCUUUAAAUAAUACUGUAUGUCCCACUGUUUUUACCUGGCACUGCAGUUCUUUCCAUGGUUUAUUUUUAUUUUUAGCAUAGACUGUCAAAUUGUCUAGUAUUAAUAGAUUCAACAUUUACCAAUGGCUAGUUAGAUGUUAUGUGCUAUUAUCAUAGAUGAUGAUUACUAUUAUUCCUUGUGUUAUUAUUUGUAUAUUUAUUCCUUGUGUUAUUAAUAUUAUUAUUAUUAUUUUCUUCCA